Molecule: messenger RNA, 5163 nt
Organism: Botrytis porri
Lineage: Eukaryota; Fungi; Ascomycota; Leotiomycetes; Helotiales; Sclerotiniaceae
Exons: 4
Coding region: 1-5163 (1720 amino acids)
Source: RefSeq, a predicted model, not a curated record
AUGGCCGACGCACUUCCUCCCGUCAGGCAGGGUCGGCUGGUACAUCUAGCUGAACUGUUAAAAUUUGGGCGAAUUGAGGUCAAAGGUGCUUCUCAGUGGCUGCAAAAGCAUUUUCUGCUGCUAUUAGCUCUUGGAGCAUCCACAGUAUAUCGAACAUGGCCCACUACGCCACUGACUGGCUUGUUGCGCUCAAUUUUGGAAAACGUAAAAGGUUGGGAACCGGGGUAUGAUUUUUGGGAGAUGCGUAACGAUCAAUGGUGGCUUUAUAUGUCUUGUCUAGGAAAUGACGCUGGCUGGUCGAAGAGAUUGUGGGAUAAUGUGCCAAUGAAUGUAAUUUCUGUGGGCUUGUAUCGACUAAUCGUUAGAAAACAAUUGCCUGAGUGGAUGUGGUAUCCAAUGGUUCUUGCGUCAAGCGCAUUCAUAAACAACCUGCUUCACGGAGCCCUCAUUGUAUAUUUUGGCCACAUUGCACCCGGCCUUGUUGAGUUGGCUAUUUGGCGUGUGGUUGAAUUUGGCGUCCCGGCUUUCCUAAUAUUUUAUAGACAAGAAUGGAUACCUUUACGUGUUGCAUCAAUGAUCUUCGAACGUCAGAGAAGGUUGGCUGCUGCUGGACGUGAUUGGGACAACGUUCAGAAUCAGCAAGAUCAAGAAGAGUUGGAUCUUAUUCGGUGGUGGAGAGGAGGUUUAUUCCGUCGUGCUCGUCUCGAAAUUGCUAAAAUGAUUGUUCGAUGUUCGAUUAUAUCAAAUCUGCUUUUGGAUGCGUGUCGGUCUCUUUGGAUCUUUCGAGAAACUCGACGGGGUUUGAGGAACCGAGUCGCAAAUCUUACACAGCAAAUAACCGUCAUUGAACAGCGAUUAAAUAACGCUAUAGAGGGCCGAAAUGGUUGGAGGAGAAGGUUUCUGCAAAUGCUGAGGUUGCGAAAUGGAUGCAUAGAACAUCAUCACCAUUUUGAAGUUCAAGGUGAGAAACAGGCAGCAUAUGAUGAACUGUUGGCAAAAUUCAACGCACAACGUCAAGCUUCAAGUGCCUUGAUAUUAGCGGGAGGUCCAGCUAGAGCGACAGAAAAGUUGCUUGGCGUGGCUGUUCACACAAGAGAUUUGCACCGUAAACAGAUACAAACUCUUGUUUCUUCGUUCGUAGAAGCUGGUGCUGAGAUGGUCAUACUCAAAAAUAAGGUCAAAACGUUAGAAGAGGAUCUCAAAACCGUCAACGAUGGUAGGGCAACAAUGUUGUGGCGAGAGACGGCGCAAGAAAAUCUUGAAUUGAGGAGGCAGGCACAGGAAGAGAUUUUGGAACGAGAUGUGACAAUCAAGCGUUUGAGAGACGAUCGAGAUGAAAGUGCUGUAACAUCACUUAGUUUGGAUUCUAGAGGACAACAAAUCUUACGAAAACUGCAAGAGAGGUUGAUAAGUGCGGAGAACAACCUCGCCCAUUCCGAAAUGAUAGUGGAGAAAAUGAAGUUUGAUGAAGUCAGGCAUGAAGAAGAGAUGAAACAGAUCAAGAGGGAUGCAUUAUAUGGGGAGUCUGCGCGGCUGGGGGAGUUGUACACAGAUGCAAUCAUCGAAGCUAAUGAGUUGACGGAAGAGCUCAAGAAGUUUGAAUUUUCUACAGAUCCGGAACAUGAUAUUGAGGCGGUUCAACGUCAAUGUGACGAAGAAAAGGAAAACUUGAACCGCGAGAUUGCGAGCAAGGACGUGCAAAUAGCUACGUUCAAGGCACAAAUUGACCACGCGAUGGGCUCUAUGAAUUGGGCUGAUAAUAGAUUCGAGCCUCUGGACAAGUAUUUUGGUUUUAUCCCUGGCGCAAAAAAGGAAAUCAGACGCAUGUCGAUAGCACUUGAGAAGGUUCAUUUCCAGAAUAUAGUACCUCAAGAACCUCAAAUGGUAGAUCAAAUGCGUUACUUGGAGAAUUUGACUACUGAAAAGAAUCUGUUAAUAGAUGAGAGACAAAGUUUGCGAGUGAUUCUAGCCGAGCUCUUGCAGAAUAAAACUCAGAGUGAAACGGAACUGGCCAGAUUAAGAGAUCGGGUGGCUCGGAGGAACACACAAGUGACUAAUCUAGAGACACGAAAUAUGGAACUGCAGGUUCAACUCAGAGAAGCACAAGUGGCAGAACCAACACUAGUGGAAGCUCUGAAUGUUGCGGAAAUAGCGACUCCCAUUAUAGGAAUUUAUGCAAGGAACCUUCUAGCCUUAAAUAGAGAAAUGCAAGAAAGGGGUAGAGAGAUGCCAGACAUGCCAGAUAUUCCGGAAGACAAUGGUAUUUCACGUGUAGAAGGAGAGCCUAUAGAAAUUUCUGUAUUGAGACUUUGCAACCAGGUAAAAGUCAGGUUUGACGAUUUAUCAAGGUUGGUAAGAGAGAGUGACCCUCCAUGGCCAGGAGCGACAAAUGACUGGGUGGACGAUGAUACGGACAGUCCGGAGAAUUUGAGUGCGCGUAAGCUCAAUCGGAUAUUAAAAUUGAAAGACCUUUGGGAUUUUAUCGGAACGUUACAUUAUGACACUGUUCUUUUCGUCCGCGAGAUCUGCCAAAAAUUCGGCGUAGAACCUGGCGUUGAACUACCCGAGAGACCCCAGUCUCCAUCGCCUCUACCUUCCCCAACUCCAUCUCCGCCACCUCCUCGUUUUAGGGAUAGAGAUCUAUUUCCAGCAGUAUUCACAAAUUAUGAGGUAUUUGAUAUCGAGAGAUGGAAUGUGUUUCCACACGAUCAAGAUAAUAUAACUCCUGCUCUCAGUGUCAUAUCGGCGUUGCAACGAUCCAUCCAGGAGCAAUUACCGUAUCAUGUUGAGGGCGAUCUUGAGCCCAUUAUAUUUCAGAAUCACUUAGCAGGUACACUAGGGAGAGAUAGCAACUUCCUGAUCGACCCAAUUCAUGAACGUGAGGUCGCUGAAGUUCUAUAUAAAAUCAGGCAUUCGUUUGUUCUGAAGACUGUUACACAAUUUCCCCGACGGAAUCGUGGCUUCAAGUAUCUGUCCCGGGAAAUUCUGUAUCCGGAUACCUUGGAAGUGAUUCUACCCAAAACGGUCGUUGUAUUGUAUUUAUCAGGUGAUAUUUGGCAGGGUAUGAGCUUGAAGUCAGUUGAUUCUGAGCAUGAGUCUGACAGCGGAUCUGGUGGUCAAGCCCCUCCACCGGAGCCACGUUUACCUGUGCUGGUGGAAUUUGAUUUGACAGACUGGAAAGUAGAUUUUGUUGUCGACAAGUGGACAAUCCCUGGACAGGCUGUUUUACGGGAAGGUCUAUCGUCAAUAAGUGCAGUGGCGAAUUCCUUGCACUGGCAGUAUCCAGGCGUGUUAUGGGAUAACAUAAGGGCAAACGAGGCCUAUGAGGAUCUCUUUCAUAGAUUCCAGAGAGUUCAUCCACACCACGACGGAGAUUAUUUUCUAGAGCAUAUUCAAGUGGUAUUGAGAGGUAUACUAAGAAAAAGAGAUAACAGACCGCAUUACAGACUCGCAGUCAUUACUGCACACGAGAUAGCUGCUGGAGAUUUUAGAUUUUUUGAGAGUAUUCAUGGAGGCGACUCAGGGAGUCCUUUGCUUUACGUAGGUUACCAUCCGCGAACUGGAUGGAGGGGUAUGCGGAGAAGGCGGGAUGGUGAAUCUAAAAACUUUAUUGGAGAUCUAGAAUGGGGCGUCUCAGUUCAGCAGCCACGAGCCGAAGAGAUACGAGCCGUAGAGCUACAAGCUGAGAGAUUACCCGCUGAGCGUUUACCAGCUGAGAGGCUACCCGCUGAGAGGUUACCCGCUGAAAGGCUACCAGUUGAUCCAAUUGUGAUUAAUGAGCCAGUCGAGGCACCACCAAUACUACCAGCUGUCAUUUUACCCAGGAUUGAGAAUUAUGGCAUCAAUUCUAUCCGAGCCCCAUUCAACAGAGAUGGAUGGACUUUUGACCUCGAUCUAGAACAUUUCAACGAAGGUCUGACACGUGGUGGUAAUCGAACACUCUGGAUACAUGAUUGCGCUCCACGAGCGGUGUAUCAUUCACUCCACCAUCAACAUCCUAACUAUUUGAGAGGUAACCUCACUCUAGAAUUAGUAUUGCAAGCAUUUAAUGAUGUUUUUCCCGGGCACGAAAAUUCUUGGAAAGAUGAAGAAGUCGCUAGAGUCCUCAGAGGAUAUCCGACGCUAGGGGGUUAUGAACUUGCGAUUGUCAAUUGCGUGGUUCAUGAUGACAAUACUAUCAUUGCUAGAGAUUGGUCUCAACCAGAAGGAUAUAAUUCUGAAAAUCGAAACUUAUUCUUUGUUGCGUCAGUCAUUGAUGGGCGACUAGGAUACUGUCAGGAAGACAAUAGACACCAUUGGGUGGGUAUGAAAUAUCGAGAUGGCGAAGCAGUACCAAAUCCUCGGUUAUUCAGACACCAACCAGUCAUCCCUCCUUCCAAGCCUCCAAAAUCAAAAUUCGUGUCUUUAUUAAAUGCAGCGACAAGCAGUCAAGCGUCGAAGAAAAGCCCUGUGUCAAAGAGUAACGCAUCUGCUUGGUCUAAUUUCGAUACUUCGAAAAGCUUCGUAUCCCAGUCUGGUAAAAAAUGGGUUCCACCGUCUACUGUACCCACGAAUCUUCCUAUAACUAUGAUACCCUCUGUUCAAACCGGGCAAAGGAUUGGAACCCCGGUGCAACAACAAAAUCAGCCACCACCACAGAGCUUACAACCCGCUUCAUCUUCCUUCAGAUUGCAAUAUUGGUCACCAUUUGGUACGGCUGCGCAGCAACAGCAGCAACCACCAGAUUUAAACCGUCAUACAUUACCUGUUCCUUUUGGCGAAUUUUUUGUUCAUCCCACACCGCUACAACAACAGCCGCCACAGCAAGGUCAAAAUAUACAGGGACAAGGAGGUUUCGGUAUGAAUAUCGCUAGUAGAAACGAACAAAUGGAACUCGCGCAUGAACUUCGAGCGGAACAGAGUCAUGGAGGUAAAUUUUUGAAGAAGGAUAAGGAAACGGGGAUAGGUGGGGGGAAUCCGAGAGGUAGAGGAAGAGGAAAGGGAAGAGGAAAGGGAAGAGGUAGAGGAAGAGGUCGAGGAAGCGAUAGCGGUAGUGGUGGCGGUAGAAGGGACGAUCGAGGGAGCGGACAGAAAAAAGAUGAUAGGGAUGCUGCUGGUGGUAGUGGUGGAGGAGACGGUGGAAGCGCGGGCGCGGCAGGUAAUGAUUGGGAGGAUGAAAUCUGA